AUGCUGUCGUCUUACAGAAAAGGAAAAGAAGAUACUUCAAACGAAGUAUACCAUUCUACUGGUCCGUCGUACCCAAGUCCAUCGAGUAUGCUUCUAUUCCAGACACAGACCUCAUUCACGCCGAGCAGUUUUGCCGAACUGCUGUCCGGUUCGUAUUCCGAGCUGCCGCUGAACGAGGAGAUCGACUCACUGACGGACGUGCAUGCCGUGCUGACGGACGCGGCCGAACAACAGCAACCGAAUCACCAGCAACAGCACCAGCACAAUGGUGCGUCGGGCCUCCAGUUGCCGAGUUUCCAGGAGACGUACGCCGCCACGGGCGCGGGCGUAGGGUUCAAAAUGGAAGAGGAUUACGGUCCGCCGACCGCUGCGGCGGCCGCGGUGACCAUGACCGCAUCAGCCGCUUAUCAUCAGCAACACCACCACCCCCAUAUACACCUCCACCAACAGCAGCAGCAGCAUCAUCAUCAGCAGCAGCAGCAGCAACAGCAGCAGCCACAGCCACAGCAACAGCCGGUUCAUCAUCAGCUCCAACACCAACACCAUGUCCAACAACACCAGCAGCAGCAACACAACGGACAGCAGCAUCAGCACCUCCAUCACGGACCGCCGGCCCCGGCCCCGGCGCUCAUACAUUUCAACUAUCACUUUCAACACUUUCCGGGCGCGUUGCCGCCGCCGUCUCAGCAGCCGCCCGAUUCGCCGACCGCCGAUCAAGGUGGCACAGCGUCCGUGUUCGAACCCAUGUUGGAUCACGUGCAGGGUGUCAUGUCACCCAAGCGACAUCAUCCACAGCAUCACCACCACCACCACCACCAACAACAACAACACCACCAUCAACAGCAACAACAGCAACAACAGCAACACGUCGUCGUAGCUGUAAGUCACCAGCACCACCAUCAACAACAACAGUCCCUUCAAGUACCUCAGCCACCGCCGACGCCGCGGCCAACGGCCACGUCUCUGAUGAUUGACACGGCCACGGAGCAGCUGCAGCACGUCGUCAACAACGCCACUUUGGUGGACGCCAACAGGAGCUCGAGGACUUCGUCGGUCGCCGCAGUAUUGGCACUAAGGACCGCCACCGAUCCGUCCGCCAGCAAUUCCUUGUCGCCGAAAUUACGGCACUGCAUCAACACACUAUCGGUGACCGUGCCCGUCGAAUGCUCACCGCCUACUCCAGACGCCGCUUGUAUUAUGCCGCAGAGGAACGCCACCGCCGUGGCCACUGCUCCGUCUUCGCCGUCCCAAUUGUGUGCCGUGUGCGGUGACACUGCCGCGUGCCAGCAUUACGGGGUGCGCACGUGCGAAGGAUGUAAAGGAUUUUUCAAGCGGACCGUGCAGAAGGGCUCCAAGUACGUCUGUCUGGCCGACAAGAACUGUCCGGUGGACAAGCGCCGACGGAAUCGGUGCCAGUUCUGCCGAUUUCAGAAGUGCCUACAGGUGGGUAUGGUGAAGGAGGUGGUGCGAACAGACUCACUGAAGGGUCGCCGCGGGCGGUUGCCGUCCAAGCCCAAGUCGCCGCACGGGUCGCCGCCCAGCCCGCCGGUAUCGCUCAUCACAGCACUCGUCCGGGCCCACGUCGACACCAAUCCGGACUUCUCGUCGCUGGACUACUCUCAGUAUCACGAGCCAAAACCGUUUGAACCACUGAUCACCGAAGCGGAAAAAAUUCAACAGUUUUUCGGAUUGCUCACGACGUCCGUGGAAGUGAUCAGACACUUCGCCGAAAAGAUACCAGGAUUCAAGACUUUGUGCAAAUCGGACCAAGAUUUAUUAUUUCAGUCGGCAUCUCUAGAACUAUUCGUUCUCCGUCUCGCGUACAGGACCAAAUACGCCGAUACGAAACUAAUAUUUUGUAAUGGGGUGGUUCUGGACAAACAGCAGUGCCACCGGAGUUUCGGCGAUUGGCUACAAGCUAUAUUGGACUUCAGUCAAUCAUUACACUCGCUGGACAUCGAUAUAUCAUCUUUCUCUUGCCUGUGUGCCUUAACUCUGAUCACAGAACGACACGGUCUCAGAGAAGCGAAAAAAACCGAACAGAUCCAGAUGAAAAUCAUCAACUCUUUGAGGGAGCACAUCACUUACAGCAUGUCCGAUUCGCAGCGCAAAUCUUAUUACUUCUCGAGACUGCUUGCAAAACUGACCGAGUUGCGUUCACUCAGCCUGCAGGGUCUCCAGCGGAUAUUCUACCUGAAACUGGAAGACCUGGUGCCCGCACCUCCGUUAAUUGAGAACAUGUUCAUUGCUAGUUUACCAUUUUGA
This is a messenger RNA of Macrosiphum euphorbiae (potato aphid), 2265 nucleotides long. Lineage: Eukaryota; Metazoa; Arthropoda; Insecta; Hemiptera; Aphididae. The record is from the annotation of a GenBank genome assembly.